Molecule: messenger RNA, 1589 nt
Organism: Harpia harpyja (harpy eagle)
Lineage: Eukaryota; Metazoa; Chordata; Aves; Accipitriformes; Accipitridae
Gene: GDF9
Product: growth differentiation factor 9
Exons: 2
Coding region: 81-1463 (460 amino acids)
Biological process (GO): SMAD protein signal transduction; BMP signaling pathway
Cellular component (GO): extracellular region
Molecular function (GO): cytokine activity; growth factor activity
Source: RefSeq, a predicted model, not a curated record
UAUAAGGGAUUGGGCUCAGGUACUCUUUUUCCUUGAAUAUUUUAGAGGAGGCAUUUUUUUUGGCUGCAACCCUAAAAAGCAUGGAGAGUACUUGGAGAAUUUGUGUUUGUUUCUAUUGCUGUCUUCAUUGGCUUUCUUCUAGCAUCCAGUGCUCCCCUCGCUCCAGGGAUCGUGUAGUCUCUGACAAGACCUCUGGGUUAUCGGUAGCCCCUGAGGACAACGCCAGUGAGCUACAUCCAUUGUUGCAGCUGCCAAAAGGCAUGAGACGUGGAUAUGCCCUCCUGCCUCCCCUUCUCAAGGUGCUGUCUGACCGGGGACACCAGAACUGGGAAAGUGAGGCCCCCAGGCUACAGCCAGGGUCCAGAGCCCUUCGGUACAUGAAGAGGCUAUAUAAGAUGUCUGCUACCAAGGAGGGAAUCCCAAAGGCUAAUAAAAGCCACCUCUAUAACACUGUACGACUUUUCACUCCGUGUUCUGAAUGCAAGCACCACCACAGGGACCUAAUGAAAGGAGACGUUCACUUGGUGGAUUUACUCUUCAACCUGGAUCGUGUUACUGCUCUAGAGCACUUACUCAAGUCUGUCUUGCUCUAUUCCUUUGACACAUCAGUUCCCAUUUCUUCUUCCAUUACGUGCAUGUGCCAUUUAUCUGUUAAGGAGCAUGAUUCUUCUAGCCAAGUGUGUCCCAGCCUCUCGCACUCUAUACCUUUUAGCCUGCAAUUUGAAGUUAGAAAACGCAAGUGGGUUGAGAUUGAUGUGACUUCUUUUCUCCAGCCUCUAAUUGCUACUAACAGGAGGAAUAUUCAUAUGGCUGUGAAUGUCACUUGUUUGAUGGGUGAUCCACAACAGAACACUAAACUGGAAAAUGCAAUUAAUAUGGCACUGCUUCCCCCUUCUCUUCUUCUUUAUCUGAAUGAUACCAGUGAGCAAGCUUAUCACAGGUGGAACUCACUUAGACACAGAAGGAAAAACCCAGUGUGGCCCAGGCAAAGGAACAGUCCGCUUGUUGAUCCUACGGGUGGCAAAGGAAAGGAGAAUUCACAAGGUAAAAGGGCCUCUCGACAGCGAAGAGCUGAGAAUCUUAAAGAAGCACCAGCAACUCCACCUCAUAAUUUGAGCAAAUAUUUCAAACAAUUUCUGUUCCCUCAAAACGAGUGUGAGCUUCACAACUUCCGUCUAAGUUUUAGCCAACUAAAAUGGGACAAAUGGAUAAUAGCACCACACAGGUACAGCCCUCAGUAUUGUAAAGGUGACUGCCCAAGGGUUGUCGGGCAUCGUUAUGGCUCUCCGGUACACACAAUGGUACAGAACAUAAUAUAUGAGAAACUGGACUCCUCUGUUCCAAAGCCCUCCUGUGUUCCUGCUGAAUACAGCCCACUGAGCGUCCUAACCAUAGAGCCCGAUGGCUCCAUAGUCUACAAAGAGUACGAAGAUAUGAUAGCUACCAAGUGCACUUGUCGGUAGUGGGUGAACCCUAAUUGAUUUUAAUCCGGGUUUGGGUAUUUCUGCAUCCUCAAAGUAUCUGUAGCUAUAAUCAAAUGAAUAGUAUUUGUGUAAUUCUAAUAGCUCUGUAAAACCAGUUAGGAUUUA